UCGACUGCCGAGAUCGGUCAACACUCCCCCGUUGUUGUUCGUAUUGUGAAACUCUCGUGUUUUAACGUUUUGUUCUAUUGUGUCAGCUCUAGCGCACUGCUACUAAUCUUCAUUCGUCUCCAGUGUUGUGACAGUGUACAACCAACAACUCCGAAACAUGUCGCGCAAUCCGGCCGAGAACCAGCUGAACCUCUUCAAAGAAGCUCAAAAAGACAAAACCAAGUGUACAACCAGCAAUGGUGCUCCAGUCGGUACGCACUCCGCAACGUCUACGGUCGGCCCCCGGGGCCCAGUUCUUCUGCAGGAUGUGCACCUAAUCGACGAGCUGGCGCACUUUGACCGAGAGCGUAUUCCGGAGCGUGUCGUGCAUGCCAAGGGAGCCGGAGCGUUCGGUUACUUCGAAGUAACGCACGACAUUACCCAGUACUGUGCGGCCAAGCUGUUCGAAAAGGUCGGCAAGAAGACGCAGCUUGGCGUCCGCUUCUCAACCGUCGGUGGAGAAAGUGGUUCGGCAGAUACGGCGCGCGAUCCUCGCGGUUUUGCCGUUAAGUUCUAUACCGACGAUGGCAUCUGGGAUAUGGUCGGUAAUAAUACGCCCAUCUUCUUCAUCCGCGAUCCGAUACUGUUCCCCAGCUUCAUCCACACGCAGAAGCGCAACCCAUCGACCCACCUUAAGGACCCGGACAUGUUCUGGGACUUUAUGACCCUGCGCCCAGAAACGACGCACCAGCUGCUGUUCCUCUUUGCAGACCGCGGUAUUCCGGACGGCUACCGGUUCAUGAACGGCUACGGCUCGCACACCUAUAAGUUGGUGAACGCCGACGGUAAACCGAUCUACUGCAAGUUCCACUUUAAAACCGACCAGGGCAUCAAGAACAUGGAUACCAAGCGUGCGGACGAGCUCUCCGGUUCCGAUCCGGAUUACAGCAUUCGCGAUCUGUACAACGCGAUCGCCAAGAAAGAGUUCCCGAGUUGGACGCUCAAGGUGCAGCUGAUGACAUUUGAACAGGCAGAAAAGGUACCGUUCAAUCCGUUCGAUCUUACCAAGAUAUGGCCGCAAAGCGAUUUCCCGCUGCACCCCGUCGGACGUAUGGUACUAGAUCGCAAUCCAAGUAACUACUUCGCCGAAGUAGAACAAGCGGCGUUCGCGCCGUCGAAUCUGGUGCCCGGUAUUGAACCAUCGCCGGACAAGAUGCUGCAGGCACGUCUUUUCGCGUACGCUGACACCCACCGUCACCGCGUCGGGGCAAACCACUUGCAGCUGCCAGUUAACUGUCCUUACCGCGUGGCGACGCGCAAUUACCAGCGCGACGGUCCCAUGAACAGCACCGACAAUCAGGCAGGCGCCCCGAACUACUUCCCCAACUCUUUCAGCGGCCCGGAAGUAUGCCCGUAUGCGCGUAAGCUGCAGAAUCCGCCGAUGCACGUAUCGGGCGAUGUCCAACGUUAUGAGAGCGGGGAUGAAGACAACUUCUCGCAGGCGACUACCUUCUACCGCCGCGUGCUGGACGAUGCUGCGCGUCGUCGGCUUGUCAACAACAUUGUUGGGCAUCUGGGGAACGCGUCUCCGUUCCUGCAGGAGCGCGCAGUAAAGAACUUAGCCAUGGUAGACGCUGAGUUUGGACGCCAGUUGACGGAGGGUCUGAAGCUGCAGCGUUCCUCAAACCUCUAAAGGAGGAAAUAGGAGUGGAAUGGCGGGUGGAGAAUGGAUGUGGUGGCGAUAUUUGUCGUGCUUUCCGACACACACUUGUUGGUCAUGAUAUAUUUUUCUUGAUUAUGUUUUAUGUUAGAGUUUUCCUUUCGUAUCUUUCGUGCGGCCGCUUCAAGCAAAAUGGUAGGCAACGAUCUAUACAAAAUUAUGUACGAGUACACUCUUUCUGCUCGCAAUUUUGUUACUUUUGUAAUCGCUUUAAUAAAAAAAAAACUGCAAAAACAA
Messenger RNA from Anopheles cruzii, 1936 nucleotides. Its product is annotated as catalase-like. The transcript has 2 exons. NCBI's taxonomy places the organism in Eukaryota, Metazoa, Arthropoda, Insecta, Diptera, Culicidae. Bases 158 to 1672 code for a protein of 504 amino acids. Gene Ontology annotation, cellular component: peroxisome; cytoplasm; mitochondrion. The record is from RefSeq and is a predicted model, not a curated record. Gene Ontology annotation, biological process: response to hydrogen peroxide; hydrogen peroxide catabolic process. Gene Ontology annotation, molecular function: heme binding; catalase activity.